ACCCAGAAGAAAAGAAAGCAGAUGAACUUCAAGUCAACUUAUGGAAAAAGAAUCUGCUUAUUUUACUUAACACGAGCUUGUACCUUUCUUUUUAAAAAAUUAUUAUGAUGUAAACCACUUGUUUGGUUCUUCUUACAAUAAUAAUAUAAACAAAUAAAGAAGACUUUUACUGCAUUGGCUCACCAGUUAAUAAAAUAAGGUAGAAUAGAUAUAUAUAAACAAUUAUGGAUCUGAAGGAACAGUUACCACCACAGCCAUAAACUUACAUCCCAACUCCAUUCUGCUCUUUCCUCAUUACCAAUAUGGCAGAAUCAUUUCUUUUUGAUAUUGCCAGUUCACUCCUAGGGAAGCUUGCUUCUUAUGCGUAUGAAGAAGUUUCUCGAGCCUAUGGUGUGUAUGAAGAUCUACAAGGGUUCAAAGACACUUUGUCGAUUGUCAGUGGCGUGUUGUUCGAUGCUGAGGAAAAGAAAAACCAACAUCAUGCCUUGCAUGAAUGGCUAAGGCAGAUUCAAAACAUCUGCUUUGAGGCUGAAGAUGUAAUGGAUGAAUUUGAGUUGCUAGACAAGCAAAAGAAAGUUCAGAAAGCUUCUGGAAGCACACGAGUGAAGGUACGCCACUUCUUUUCUUCCUCUAAUUCAGUUAUUUUCCGUCCUAGGAUGGCAGAACAAAUCAAAGGGAUUAGGGCUAGGUUGGAUAAGGUGGCAGCUGAUGGGGUCAGGUUUGGUCUUACAAGUGUUGAUCCCGGACAUUUUGUGCAACAAAGAGAAAUGACAUAUCCUGAUAUUGAUGCUUCAAGUGUGAUAGGAAGGGAAGAUGACAAAGAUGAAAUUAUCCAUCUUUUGAUGCAGACACAUCUUCACAGCAAUUAUGAUGGUGAUAGAAGUAUGACUGUGAUUCCAAUAGUGGGAAUUGGAGGAUCAGGGAAGACCACACUUGCAAAAUCGGUUUUCAAUGAUAAGAGAGUGGAUCAACUUUUCGAGUUAAAGAUGUGGGUGUGUGUCUCUAAUGAUUUCGACAUGAAAAAGAUAAUCAUUCAAAUGAUCAACUCUGCCGCCGUUUCCUUUUUAACUUCAUCUUCCACACCAUCAAGUUGUCUUGCUCACCAAGAAAACAUCAACAACUUAGAUAUUGUGCAACUAGUAAGUCGUCUUAGAUUAAAAGUUUUAGGUCAAAAGUUUUUAGUUGUAUUAGAUGACGUAUGGAACGAUGACCGUGCAAAGUGGCUUGAAUUGAAAGAUUUGAUAAAAGUUGGCGCACCAGGAAGCAAAAUUAUAGUGACAACGCGUAGUAACUCAAUUGCUAAGAUGAUGGGUGAUGUUCCUUUGUGUGUUUUGGAAGGUCUUUGUCCAGAGGAUUGUUUAUCUCUAUUUGUCAAAUGGGCAUUCAAGGAAGGGGAGGAAAAACAAUAUCCAAAUCUAGUGGAGAUCGGAAAUGAAAUUGUGAAAAAAUGCCAGGGGAUUCCACUAGCCGUGAGAACGUUAGCAAGUUCUCUCUUCUCAAACUUUGAUAUAAGCAAGUGGGAAUAUGUCCGAGACUCUGAGAUGUGGAAUUUAGAACAGAAGCAAGAUGAUAUUUUACCUGCACUAAAAUUAAGCUAUGAUCAAAUGCCAUCCUGCUUGAGGCACUGUUUUACUUAUUUUUCCCUAUAUCCCAAAGAUUAUAACUUCAACAGUUAUGAAAUGUGUAGUCAUUGGGUAGCCCUUGGAUUAGUUCACUGCCAUAAUGAAAGUGAAACACUUGAGAGUAUUGCAAGAAAAUGUAUUGAUGAGUUGCAGUCAAGAUCAUUUAUAAUGGAUGUAAUUGAUUUAGGCUUCAUUUGUCAUUUUAAAGUACAUGAUUUGAUAUAUGAUCUUGCAUUGUAUAUUGCAAGAGAAGAUUUUGCAGUAGUAGAAUCGCAUACUCGGAAUAUAUCUCAGCACGUAAAGCAUUUAUCAUUUGUUGAAAAUGAGUCAGAUGACCAUGCUUUGUUCCCAAAUUCUAGAAGUGUGAGAAGUAUACUAUUUCCCACCAUGGGAUUGGGUCUUGAAAGUGAAAGUGUUCUAGAUACAUGGGUGACAAGAUACAAGUACUUGCGUUAUUUAAAUUUAAGUGAUUCUUCAUUUGAAACUAUGUCCAAUUCAAUUUCAAAAUUAGAACACCUACGUUUUCUCGAUCUUUCUCGUAAUGACAAAAUCAGAACCCUCCCAAAUUCCAUUUGCAAACUCCUACAUUUACAAGUGUUGAUUCUCAGUGGGUGCACCAUGCUUGAAAAUUUGCCUAAAGGAUUAGGAAAGCUAAUCAGCCUUCGGCAUCUUACUAUAACCACAAAACAAUCUGUUCUGCCACUUGGUGAAUUUGAAAACUUGAUCCAUCUUCAAAUUUUGAGUUUUCAUUUUUGUGACAACUUAAAGUUUUUGUUCAGAACAAAACUCCCUUCCAUUAGAGAAUUGUAUUUUGAAUCAUGUGGUUGCCUAGAGUCCUUACCUCUAAAUAUUUUCCCCAAAUUACAGACUUUGUACAUUAACAACUGUGACAAGUUAAACCUGUUGUUGAACAACGAAUGUCCAGAACAAACAUUGAGGAUGAAACAUUUGUAUCUUAUUGGUUUCUCAACACUUGUGACAUUACCUGGAUGGAUUGCAUGUGCCAUGGAUACUUUAGAGACCUUGGUAAUCAGUAAUUUAUCUGGUCUUAAGAUGCUUCCGGUGUUUCUAACUACAAUGACUCGUCUUAAGAGGCUCUACAUAACUAACUGUUCUCAACUCUUGGGUUUUACAAGUGACAUGCGUCACCUCACCGCCCUUGAAGAUUUUCGCAUAAAAGGUUGUCCUGUGUUGUGCAGCAGAUGUCAGCCCCUAUAUGGUGAGUAUUGGCCCAUGAUUUCUCACAUCAAAUCUACUUUCAUUGGAAAAGUAACAAUAGAGGAGGAGGAGUUACUAGGAGGUUAUCCAUUUUGAAGAUGAUGAAGCUGUGCAAAGGGCAUAUGCAGCUUGAAGAGUCACAAGAGAGAGCAAAGCAAUAGUUGAUGGGGAUGAAGAAGAUGAAUGCCAAAUGAUGCUUUUUAUUUCUAUUACUAAGAAACAUCUUUAUGUGCACUUAGCAUUUGUUAUUUUAUUGAAUUUGAAGGUUAUUUCUUUUGGAUUGUUGUUAUUGCUCUGCACUCUUUUUUCCUUUAUCAGAUUUUAUUCCACCGGGUUUUACCGGUAAGGUUUUUAAUGAGGCAGUGUAUUUUAUGUUAAGUUUUAGUUUAGUCCCCAAGCUUGUAUCUUCUUUUGUCUUUUCUUGUAAAUAUUCAAUGGAUCAGAGGCAUAUUCUUUCCAAACGAAAGAAUGAAGCCUAAUUGUAAAUAUGCUAUUAUUCAUA
Molecule: messenger RNA, 3342 nt
Organism: Trifolium pratense (red clover)
Lineage: Eukaryota; Viridiplantae; Streptophyta; Magnoliopsida; Fabales; Fabaceae
Product: putative disease resistance protein RGA3
Exons: 2
Coding region: 303-2936 (877 amino acids)
Biological process (GO): defense response to other organism
Molecular function (GO): ADP binding
Source: RefSeq, a predicted model, not a curated record